CAAGACACCUUAUUUUGACAACGCACUAGGCUAACCGUAUUUUUAAAUAUUAACUCGACUGACUCAUGAAAUCACUUGUCACAACCAUCUGGAGUCAAUAAAAAUCCAGCCCGAGCUACUCUGCCAACACCGACCAGCACGGCCGGACCUGAAACCCUCCCAGCAUUUCGAGCAAGAAAAGCUUCAGAGCUCAGACACAAGAGUUGAACACGGAUCGUUGAGAGCUCGCCGGCCAGCCAUGGCGACCAACGACAAGGCCGUCGAGUCGUACAAGAAGGUGGUCACCACGGCGGCGUCCCUGGCGGCGUCGGCGAUGCUGGUGCGCGCCGUCGUCAACGAGCUGGUGCCCUACGAGGUGCGGGACUUCCUCUUCUCCGGCCUGGGCUACCUGCGCUCGCGCAUGUCGUCGCAGCACACGGUCGUCAUCGAGGAGACCGAGGGCUGGGCCAGCAACCAGCUCUACGACGCCGUGCGGACGUACCUCGCCACGCGGAUCAACACCGACAUGCGGCGCCUCCGCGUCAGCCGCGUCGACGAGGGCAAGAGCAUGAUGUUCAGCAUGGAGGAGGGCGAGGAGAUGGCCGACGCCCACGAGGGCACCGAGUUCAAGUGGCGCCUCCUCUGCCGCGAUAACACCAGCGCCGGCAACAGCAACGGGAACGGCCGCGGCCGCGGCGGCAACGGCAACCACCGGCUCGAGGUCCGGUCCUUCGAGAUGACCUUCCACAAGAAGCACAAGGAGAAGGCCCUCAAGUCCUACCUCCCUCACAUCCUGGCCACGGCUAAGAAAAUCAAGGAGCAGGACAGGACGCUGAAGAUCUACAUGAACGAAGGCGAGUCAUGGUUCGCCAUCGAUCUCCACCACCCGUCGACCUUCACCACGCUUGCCAUGGAUCACAAGAUGAAGCAGUCGGUCAUGGAUGAUCUCGAGAGGUUUGUCAAGAGAAAGGAGUACUACAAGAGGAUCGGCAAGGCAUGGAAACGGGGGUACCUGCUGUAUGGCCCGCCUGGGACCGGCAAGUCCAGCCUGAUUGCAGCGAUGGCCAAUUACCUCAAGUUUGAUGUGUAUGAUCUCGAGCUGACUGAGGUCAGUUGGAACUCAAUGCUUCGGCGGCUGCUCAUCGGAAUGAGCAACCGGUCAAUUCUCGUCAUCGAGGACAUCGAUUGCACCGUCGACAUGCAACAACGGGAGGAAGGGCAGGAUGGUAUCAAAUCCAAUCCUUCAGAGGACAAGGUGACGCUAUCUGGGCUACUCAACUUCGUCGAUGGGCUUUGGUCAACAAGCGGGGAGGAGAGAAUUAUUGUCUUCACAACAAACUACAAGGAGCGGCUCGACCCGGCGCUUCUUCGCCCUGGCAGGAUGGACAUGCACAUCCACAUGGGGUACUGCUGCCCAGAGUCGUUUAGAAUCCUGGCCUCCAACUAUCACUCUAUCAGCAACCAUGUCACAUACGCCGAGAUAGAAGAGUUGAUCAAAGAGGUGAUGGUGACUCCGGCAGAGGUUGCAGAAGAGCUUAUGAGGAACGACGACACCGAUAUCGUACUUGAGGGCCUUGUCCAGUUCCUCAAGGGAAAGAAGGGUGAUGCCAAUGAUAGCAAACGUGAAAAUGUGGAACAUUUGGCCAAAGAGGACGAGAAAGAGAUGACGAUGAUGGAAAAAGAUGUCUCAGACAAUCAAAAUCUGAAUGAUGCAGGCACACAAUGAUCAUCAAAUAGUGUGCAUAUCAUGUAAUAGUACCAUAUAAAUAGUGCCAGAAAAAUCUUCCAAAAAUGUAUUGUUUUGAUAAUUAAUAGGAGAUCAGUUUUGGAACUAGAGUACUCUGGUAGUCUGGUAUUAUGACACUAUAUUUCCUUCAUAAAGGCAGAUACCACAUUGUAAAGCAAAUAUAAGCCCAGUUGUACUCGUAUGAGUAUAUGCAGCAAUUUCAAGGUACAUUUUAUAUAAAUAGUCUACAGUACCCAAAUAAUCAAUGUUGCGAAA
Molecule: messenger RNA, 1981 nt
Organism: Phragmites australis (common reed)
Lineage: Eukaryota; Viridiplantae; Streptophyta; Magnoliopsida; Poales; Poaceae
Product: AAA-ATPase At3g50940-like
Exons: 2
Coding region: 239-1705 (488 amino acids)
Molecular function (GO): ATP binding; ATP hydrolysis activity
Source: RefSeq, a predicted model, not a curated record